Durusdinium trenchii is the source of this 178-nucleotide messenger RNA. NCBI's taxonomy places the organism in Eukaryota, Dinophyceae, Suessiales, Symbiodiniaceae. The record is from the annotation of a GenBank genome assembly.
AUGGAUCAUUCUCUUCGAACUACCCAAACGACUGGAGAGGGCCGACGUCCACUUCAUCCGAGCUUGCUCAUUCUUAUUCAUCCGUUUUCGACCAGGAGCAGAGGUCUUCUCGGUGAUUUUUCUGGUGCGCAAUGCCUUGGUCGUACUAUGCCCCUUGUUGCCUUCUGCUGCAGCGAAG